GCAGAGCCCCGCAGCGCCGGCAGCGGGAGCGGACCCCGGCGGAGCGGCCCCGGCCGCGGUGGCCCCGGCGGAGCGAUGGCUGUGCCGCCCGCCGCGGAGCCGCCGGAGCCCCGCAGCCCUUAGCGCCGGCUGCGGGGUUUCUGCAAGUCAUCUGAGGCUGCCGGAACGCGCGCCCCCCCGGCCCGAGCUCCCCGAGCCCCGUCUGAUUCACUCGGGGGUCGUUGCGGGGUUUUUUCUUGCUCUCCCCAUCGUGCUGUGUGCUUUGGUCUCUGUCGUCACCUGCCACGGUUAACUUGUGAGUCGGGUUAACUCUUGAGACCUCCACGGAUGUUGCUAAGAGCACUUUUCCUGCCUUUGCUGUCCCUUGCUGGGAUCGGAUUUCGUACUCGCUGGACUCUGUGUGCCUGUCUGUGUGUUCUGAGUGUCUUGAGAUUUUGCUUUCCUUUCCAAGAGCUGUGCAUUGACUGUGACCAAGACCCAUGAAGGACCAUAGGCUUGGCUUGACCUUGAUUUUGAUGGCUUUGUUGGAAGAUGUAAUGAUGUGAUCGCGUUUUGUGAAGUGAUUGCUCUCCAGCCUCUGUGGCUUAGGGUAGAAGCCACUUCUGCCUCCCUGUCACUCAUGGACAGUUUGGGUUUUUUUUGAACAAACCUUUUGGCUGUUUUUCUUUUCUCACUUCCCCUUUGCCCCCUGUUUCUCCUCAGUGUUGGAAGCUUUAUUCUACCCUUUAAUGUGAUUGAUAGUCCUGCUGCUUCCUGCUGCUGAUUUCUGUUUUGAAGUACAAUGGCUCUGAGUGGCAACUGCAGGACUUACCUUCCUUCUCGAGAGCAGGGGUCGGGGCUGCACUCCUUCCCAGAGGUCGUGGAGCUAAAUGUGGGUGGCCAGGUUUACUUCACUCGCCAUUCCACCUUGGUUGGCACCCCUCACUCCCUGCUCUGGAAGAUGUUCACCCCAAAGAGAGACACGGCCAAUGAUCUGGCCAAGGACUCCAAGGGAAGAUUCUUCAUCGACAGAGACGGUUUCCUUUUCCGCUACAUUCUGGACUAUCUCAGGGACAAGCAAGUGGUUCUGCCUGACCACUUCCCAGAGAAGGGCAGGCUCAAGAGGGAGGCUGAGUACUUCCAGCUCCCAGACUUGGUCAAACUCCUGACUCCCGAUGACAAGCAGCAAAGCCCUGAUGAUUUUUGCCACAGUGACUAUGAAGAGGUCUCCCAAGGCAGUGACACAAGAAUAUGCCCACCCUCGUCGCUCUUACCGCCUGAUCGCAAGUGGGGAUUCAUUACCAUCGGGUACCGGGGGUCCUGCAUUGUGGGCAGGGAGAGCCAAGCAGAUGCCAAAUUCAGGAGGGUCCCAAGGAUUUUGGUUUGUGGAAGGAUUGCUCUGGUCAAAGAGGUCUUUGGAGAAAGUUUGAAUGAAAGCAGAGACCCAGACAGGGCUCCAGAGAGGUACACCUCCCGGUUCUAUCUCAAGUUCAAGCACCUGGAAAGGGCUUUCGACAUGUUAUCUGAGUGUGGAUUCCACAUGGUGGCCUGUAACUCCUCGGUGACAGCUUCCUUUGUCAACCAGUACACAGAUGACAAGGUCUGGUCCAGCUACACCGAAUAUGUCUUCUACCGCGAGCCCUCCCGGUGGUCCUCGUCCCACUGCGACUGCUGCUGCAAGAACGGCAAAGGCGACAAGGAGGGGGAGAGCGGCACGUCCUGCAACGAGCUGUCCACGUCGAGCUGCGACAGCCAGUCUGAGGCCAGCUCCCCGCAGGAGACCGUCAUCUGCGGCCCCGUCACCCGCCAGCCCAACAUACAGACUCUGGACCGGCCGCCCAAGAAGGGGCCGGUGCAGCUGCUGCAGCAGUCCGAGAUCCGCAGGAAGAGCGACCUGCUCCGGACUCUCACCUCCGGCUCCCGCGAGUCCAACUCCAGCAAGAAGAAAGCGGUGAAGGAGAAGCUCUCCAUUGAGGAGGAGCUGGAAAAAUGCAUCCAGGAUUUCCUCAAAAUCAAAAUCCCAGACAGGUUUCCAGAGAGGAAACAUCCCUGGCAAUCCGAACUGCUGCGGAAGUACCACCUAUAGGCUCAGGGCGGGGGAAGCACACGACCUGCUCACCGUUAGAGCAGGGUUCUAAGUGAUACGAAAAUAAUUCCCAAUCAUAAUUAUUUGUUAGGUCACAAACGAAACAGAAUUCAUCUCUAUGGUACUGCCUAAUUUGCCUCUUUCACCUUAACAUUUCUAGUCCUAGGGCAACAAGAUUUUUCCAGUCGUGGAAGCACAAUGACAAACGCUUUUCUUUGUAAACUCUGAGUCUUACACAAGCUGAAUACCUUAAGGGCACAUCCAUGCCGAGGGCAAGGGAUGCUCGGCUGGGGAGGGGAGGCUGCUGCUGCUGCUGGUGGUGGAUGUGGCCCAUGGGCAGGCAGUAUUCUGGUCCGUGGCUGCUGCCUCCCCCCGUCUCCUCGUAGUGCACAGUUUGUUUGGAGGGUUGUACACUGCUCACAGAAACAAGCUAUGCCAUGACAGUUUACCUUAGCAUGUGUAUAUAUAUAUAUGUGCAUAUAUAUAUGUGUGUAUAUAUAUCUCUGUGUAUAUAUAUAUGUAUAUAUAUAUCAAUAUAUAUUGCGUAAAGAU
Pezoporus flaviventris is the source of this 2617-nucleotide messenger RNA. It is a transcript of the gene KCTD16, whose product is annotated as potassium channel tetramerization domain containing 16. The record is from RefSeq and is a predicted model, not a curated record. Gene Ontology annotation, biological process: protein homooligomerization; regulation of G protein-coupled receptor signaling pathway. The transcript has 3 exons. The coding region runs from base 782 to 2065 and encodes 427 amino acids. Gene Ontology annotation, molecular function: protein binding. Lineage: Eukaryota; Metazoa; Chordata; Aves; Psittaciformes; Psittacidae. Gene Ontology annotation, cellular component: postsynaptic membrane; presynaptic membrane.